Messenger RNA from Miniopterus natalensis, 1361 nucleotides. RefSeq names its product small integral membrane protein 29 (gene SMIM29). The record is from RefSeq and is a predicted model, not a curated record. Lineage: Eukaryota; Metazoa; Chordata; Mammalia; Chiroptera; Miniopteridae.
GAGUCGACCGAGGGCGUUCCUGUCCGGGCUGCAGCGGCGGGAGUUCGCAUCCUAGGAGCGGCCUGACACUCCACCCACCUCGACAUGGGACGGUGUGCGUGCGACUAAGCAAGCCCAGUCACCCCACGAACAACCGGGACAGGUAGCUCACACCUUGCCCUCGGAUGGAGACCUAGGCGAACCAGGGUCAGGGACCGUGGGGCUCCUGUGUGCAGCCACCCACGGACAGUCUUUUUGCAUCUGUCGAUGGGAGCUGUCCCUCUCCUCUGCUUGUCAGCUCAAGCCAAGACGGCAGGGACCUGGGCGGAGCCUUGGGUGAGGACCAGAGGGAGGGGACUUCACCUCACAGAUGCAGUCCAGCCCCUAACCACUUGUGUCCACCCAGGCAGGAUGUCCAGGCUGUCUGGAGUGACACCAGGGGCAAGGAGGGCACAUGGGGCCCUGACUGUAGCCUGAAGUGUGGGGAUUGAAUCAGGACUGAGGCAGGCGCCUUCUGUGCAGGACCCUCAUAUUUUCACCUGUUCUCUCCUUUUUGCUUCACUGGAUAGGUGCUGGCAGCCCAGCGCCCCAGGAGGUCAGGACAGGAGCUGGGGACCUAUAUCUAACCUUUCCCAGGAGUUGAGAACUGCAAAUGUUUGGCCAGCACCUGAGCUGGGCCCCACCCUGAUUUGGGGGUAGGAGCUGGGCAGCACUCAGUCCCUGGGUCUAGGCCUCCCCUAGGUGCCCUUCACACCCAGGCUUUGCUGAGAGUCAUUGGAGGGUUAGGGUUAGGGGGCCUGGAGGAUUUCUGGUCCCAGUGCGUGACCUAAGUUUUCAUGUAUCACCAGCUCUUGGGGAGGGAUCCGGAGCCUGGAUGUCACUGGGUGAAAUUGAUGAGCUCCCUUCCUCCUCCCCAGGGAGCCCAGUGGAGGCGCCCUCCCGGAGCACUCCUGCCCAUGCUGACUACCCAGCCCUCCAGCUGCUGAUGUCAUGAGUAACACCACAGUGCCCAAUGCCCCCCAGGCCAACAGUGACUCCAUGGUGGGCUAUGUGUUGGGGCCUUUCUUCCUCAUCACCCUGGUCGGGGUGGUGGUGGCUGUGGUAAUGUAUGUCCAGAAGAAAAAGCGGGUGGACCGACUUCGCCAUCACCUGCUCCCCAUGUAUAGCUACGACCCUGCUGAGGAGCUACACGAGGCUGAGCAGGAGCUACUUUCUGACGUGGGAGACCCGAAGGUGGUGCAUGGCUGGCAGUGUGGCUACCAGCACAAGCGGAUCCCCUUGCUGGAUGUCAAGACCUGACACCCCUGCCCUGGUCUUCAAAACCAUGGGGUCCUGCAGUGUCCAGGGAUCUGCUGCCUGCUGCUUCCCCCUCCCACUUGCUC